UCUUCUUCUUCUUUCUCUCAUAUUGAUAUAGCAGAGGCUAUAUUAAAGAAUCCCCACCCUUUUAUCCUCCAUUCUUUUGCACCCACAAAAACAGCCAAACCAAUUCUUCCCUACUUUAGCUUUUCAGCCACUAACCAAAAAUAAAAACACUCGCCAUCUUCUUUGCCUUUUUUUUUUUUUUGGAUUUUUGUAGAUCUACAAAAACAUGAUUCAAGAACUCCUUGGAGCUUCGUCCUGCUUAAACUUUGGAGGUGAAACAAAAAUCUCCAUCAAUGGAACCAUUUUAGAAGGAACCCCAACUUCUUCUUCUUCUCCAUCACCAUCUCCGUCCCCUUCGUCUUCUCCGGUGACUAUUUCAUCAAAUUCGAAGAACCACCAGAACUUGAGGUGCCCCCGGUGUGAUUCCUCCAACACCAAGUUCUGCUAUUACAACAACUACAAUCUCACUCAGCCUCGUCACUUCUGCAAGACUUGCCGUCGGUAUUGGACCAAAGGAGGCGCUCUCAGGAACGUUCCUAUAGGCGGUGGGUGUAGGAAGAACAAAAGCGGUGCCGGUAUUGUUUCGACAUCAUCUUUGGGGAAAUCAGCUUCUUUUUCCGAGAUGAAAACUGUAGUUUCUGAAGUUAGUAGAUCUGGGUUCGAUCAUGAUCAGCUUCAAUCUACUACUCCGGUUCUUUGGACAACUACUUCACCCCAGAAUUCACAUCUUUUAUCCUUAUUGAGAACCACCCAAAACCCUAGCCCUAACACUUUGUCUAAUCCUGUUGGUAUCAAGGAAGAAUUGAGCUUGCUUGGAUCCCAAGUGAUGAACGAACAAACAACGGUUGCAACUGGUGCACUAAAUGCUCGAAUCCUAGGCUUGGAUCUUGUUAACCCUUUCUGCAAAAACAAUCAACAACAACAGAAUAAUAACGGGUUCCUAGUAGGUGAAGUUCAAAACGCAGGUAUGGUCCAAGAACUGUAUCAAAGGUUCAAAUCAUCAUCUCCAUCAAGUUAUUACUCUAAUACUUCAGCAGUGAUCCUAAGCAAUGUGGCUUCUUCUUCUUCUUUAUCGUCGCCUUCAACGAUUUUGGAGUCAUCUCCGGUUGCAGGAGGAGAACUGGGUUACUGGAAUCCGGCAUUUUCAUCAUCAUGGUCUGAUCUUCCAACAACUAAUGGUGCAUAUCCUUAAAAUAACCUCUUUCUCAUAUGAUAAAUGUUGUCGGUCGGUUCUUCUUGACUAGGUUGUUUCUUUUUCGUUUCGGUGUGUUUUUAAGGUGUGUUUUAACUAUUUAUGAGAGUGUUCCAAGGAUCGAUGUAGAACUAGUUAGAAAAAAAAUGUUACUUACAAGCUUUUC
This is a messenger RNA of Hibiscus syriacus, 1337 nucleotides long. RefSeq names its product dof zinc finger protein DOF5.7-like. Gene Ontology annotation, molecular function: DNA-binding transcription factor activity; DNA binding. The transcript has a single exon. Gene Ontology annotation, biological process: regulation of DNA-templated transcription. The record is from RefSeq and is a predicted model, not a curated record. Lineage: Eukaryota; Viridiplantae; Streptophyta; Magnoliopsida; Malvales; Malvaceae. The coding region runs from base 206 to 1171 and encodes 321 amino acids.